Seriola aureovittata is the source of this 2014-nucleotide messenger RNA. RefSeq names its product alpha-1,3-mannosyl-glycoprotein 4-beta-N-acetylglucosaminyltransferase C-like. The transcript is spliced from 5 exons. The record is from RefSeq and is a predicted model, not a curated record. Lineage: Eukaryota; Metazoa; Chordata; Actinopteri; Carangiformes; Carangidae. Gene Ontology annotation, molecular function: acetylglucosaminyltransferase activity. Bases 16 to 1770 code for a protein of 584 amino acids. Gene Ontology annotation, biological process: protein N-linked glycosylation.
GUGUGUGUUUUAAAAAUGAGUCAGUUUGGCUUUCUACACUGUGAAUGCAAUGACUCGUUUGGCUGGAGAUCACCCAACAGUGACGACACACCUGGUUCAUAUAAAAACCACGGCCACCUACGGACUCGCACUCACGCCCUUACAAGCGUGCAUCGUCGGUCGAAGAACCGGGGGAGUUGGCAGUUAGGGGAUGUGGUAGCUCCUCUCGUAUGCUGCACUGUCACGGGGAGAGUGUCUCUUUUUUUCCUCAUAGACGUCCUCUUUAAUUUUUCCGUGCCUUAUAAGUACAAAAUAAAGGAGUGUACCCCGCUGUAUGUGACUGUCAGCCGCCGUGCCUCUGAGGCGAACCGGCGGAGGGAGGAGAUGCGACGUUAUUCAAGGAAGAAGAAUGUUGUUUUGGCAGUGCUCCUUCUUGUUACGGGAUUGUACUUCAUUAGCCAGUCAGACUUGCUCAUCGCUGGUCUGACAAGGUCACAUGAACAGAUUCCGAAUGACUUAUAUUGGCAAGCAGAGAGGCUGGUCAGUAAGGAGUCCUGGGUUGAACAGGGAAAUUACCUGCCUCUCAAUGUGUCCUAUCAGCUGCUUGCUGGAGCACCAUCGACUGAACAGAAGUAUUUAUCUGUUGGAUUAUCAUCGAUAAAGAGGAAGAAGGGCAGCUAUCUAAUUCCCACCUUGCAGUCCCUCUUCUCCCAGUCAUCACCUGAGGAACGCUCCUCCAUGGUGGUGGUAGUGCUGCUAGCAGAUUUCGAUGUCAGCUGGAGAGUCACUACAGUGAAGGAGAUCAAAACUGCCUUUGCCUCAGAGCUGGAACAAGGCCAGCUGGUGGUCCUCCAUGUUCUUCAGGAUUUUUACCCUCCUCUUACAGGUCUAAAGAGGAACUAUAAUGAUGCUCCAGAAAGGGUAUCAUUUCGCUCCAAACAGAACUUGGAUUACUCUUUCCUAAUCCACUACUGUGCCAGUCUUGGCCAGUACUACCUCCAGCUAGAGGAUGACGUCUCCUCUGCCAAAAACUUUCUUACUUCCAUCAAGAGGCAUGUUGAGGAGCAAGAGACGAAGAAGACCACCUGGGCAAUGCUGGAAUUUUCAGCCCUUGGCUAUAUUGGGAAACUCUACAGGUCAGCCCACCUUCCUCUCCUGGCCCGCUUCCUCUUCAUCUUCUACCAGGAAAUGCCCUGUGACUGGUUGAUGUCUCACUUUCGAGAGCUGCUGACUCAGAAAACGCCAAUCCUCUUUAAACCCUCGCUGUUCCAGCACAUGGGCACUUUCUCCUCAUUCCAAGGGACAUACAACAAGCUAAAGGACAAGGACUUUGAGGAGGGAUUCUACACCAAUCCUGCAGCUGAAGUUUACUCUGAUAUGUCCACCUACCAGAAACACUUCCCCAAACUGGCAUGGGAUGCUGGGGAGGGAUUCUUCUGGGGACGCUCCCCAGAGAAGGGAAAUUACCUGACAGUGGUGUUCACCGACCCCACAGUGGUGAAGGGGAUAUUUAUAGAAACGGGGUCAGGGGGUAAAGACCUCCUGGAGUCAGCUCAGGUGGAGACAGGCCACGAUGUAGUUACCCUCAAGAGAGGGGAGAAGAGUUGUAAAGAGUUCCAGUCAGUGGGGACGUUGGAGAAUGGGAGGUUUGAAAUGCAGGAGAUGGACACAAAGUAUAGCUCUGCCUCUUCCUGUCUCAGGAUACAAGUCACAGGUGGGCAGAAGGAUUGGCUGAUCAUUAAGAAAAUCAGGAUUACAACAAAACUGAGUACACCUCCACGCCAAGCAUAGGUGUGAAUUUUUCUUCCUGCCAGAUUAAUAAUUUGUUUAUCUGCCACACAUAUGCAGACUGAUCAUUUGACUUUUGUGCCUUGUUAAACAGUUUCACUGAUGAAACAAUUCAGUGCUUAAUGAAACUGUAAAGCUACUGUAAGUAUGAAGAAAAUAUUUGACCAAGCUCUGUGAUCUGUCUCUUCAUAAUGGAGAUAUGCAAUGAUAUGUUAUUAUCUGCAAUAAAAAACAGUAGUUCCAUGUG